AUUCAACCUCCGCCGAGAUCCCAAGAGUCAAAUGUCAUCAGAACUGCAAAACCAGCCGUAAUCAAAGAACGAGGUCACGAUCGUCGCGUCAAGAAAGGGAGGCGACGUGGUGGAGACAGCGACGAUGAGGAGGUGCCUGCCGAAUUCGCGCGUCCAUCCAAGCCAUCUACACUCUUCGAUUUCGUUGCCACUAACGUCAUCCCAGAUGCUGACAAUAGCCGUCCUACGCCUCCUGCUUCAAAUAGCAACUCCGUGAAUCCACCUCGGAUAAGUGGACAGUUUUCAAGAAAGGAAAUUCAUCCCUCUGAUGGCCAGCAGAAAAGAGGGAAUUCUAGUUACAAAGGGAACUAUCCUAAACAAGGGAAGGAGCAGCGAGACAUACCUCCACACUCCACAUUUUCUGGAGAGAAUCGUGAUUAUAAGCAAAGGCCACGUGAACCUAACAGCGUACGCCGUGAAAAUAAUCGGUUUCAACAACAGUACCCAAAUUCACAGCAGCGGUUUGCCAGCCCACCGCAAAAUACGGUUCCCAGCCAAGUCUACAAGCAAAAGCCGAGUGGUCCUGCCAACAGUCGUAACGAUUUUCCUCCUCAUUCUGUGCCCUCUACCUAUAGAAGCCCAAGAGGUCAAUCGGACUUCAUCCCGUCUUCAGAGCGUUCUCGAGAUCGGUUUGUAAAUGAUUUCUCAAAUAUGCGCCUUGAUGGUGACCCUCGACGAUACGAGUCCAAUAGGUCUGCUCCAUCAAGGAGUGGUCCCCCAUUGAAUGCCCAGUUUUCCAUGCCAAGGUGGAAAGUAGGUGAUCACUGCAAAGCACCCUGGAACGAUGGAAUGUAUUACUCGGCAACGAUUGUGAAUAUUGGACCGGCGGAUAUGUGUGCUGUUCGGUAUGAUGAUUACGGGAAUAUUGGCACAGUUCCCCAAGCAGUAUUGUUAUUUGUGUGA
This is a messenger RNA of Cooperia oncophora, 942 nucleotides long. Lineage: Eukaryota; Metazoa; Nematoda; Chromadorea; Rhabditida; Trichostrongylidae. The record is from the annotation of a GenBank genome assembly.